UGUUGUUCAGAAUAUGUGUCUGCUAACCCAGUCUGAUUUGAAGCGUAUUUUUGAGAAAGUCGACGUCAAUGGCGAUGGGUUGCUGAGCCUUGAGGAGCUGAAUCGGAUGCUUGAAAUCACUGGUACUUGUCAGUACAGCAUGCAAGAGUUGGAAUCGCUGGUGGAAACGAAGAGCCUUGGUUUCAGCGAGUUCUUGUUCUUUUACAACUCCAUUUCGGAGCAGCAGAAUGGAGAAAGCAGAGGAAGUGGUGAGGCAGAGGAAUUGGAGAGCGACCUGGUCAAAACCUUCAAGGUCUUUGACUUGGAUGGCGAUGGCUUCAUCACCAGCCACGAGCUUGAGUCUGUCUUGAAAAGGCUUGGCAUGUGGGAUGACACCAACUGCAAUGAUUCUACAACCAUGAUUCGAUUCUAUGACACCAACUUCGAUGGUCGUCUUGAUUUUCAGGAAUUCAAGAAUAUGAUGUUGGUUUCCAGAGCCUGAUCCUCCUCCUCUGUUUCUGUAAAUAUGUGUUUUAUCAUCAUCAACGUUAUUCAUAAGUCUUCUCUCUGUGCAACUCUGUUGCUGUUUAUAUUACUUUCUCCUUUUUCUUUUCUUUUUUAUGU
Messenger RNA from Vigna umbellata (rice bean), 603 nucleotides. RefSeq names its product putative calcium-binding protein CML44. NCBI's taxonomy places the organism in Eukaryota, Viridiplantae, Streptophyta, Magnoliopsida, Fabales, Fabaceae. Gene Ontology annotation, molecular function: calcium ion binding. The record is from RefSeq and is a predicted model, not a curated record.